UCGGGCGGCUGGCAGGCGGGCUGGCGCCGGUCGCGUCGGCCGGCAGCAGGGCCCAUGUGGAAGCUCCUCCCGGCCGCGGGCCCAGCCCGAGAACCAUACAGACUUUUGACUGGCACUGAGUACAUCGUUGGAAGGAAAAACUGUGCUAUUCUAAUUGAAGAUGAUCAGUCAAUCAGUCGAAAUCAUGCAGUGUUAACCGCUAAUUUUGCUGUGACCAACUUGAGUCAAACUGAUGAAAUCCCUGUAUUGACAAUCAAAGAUAAUUCUAAAUAUGGUACCUUUGUUAAUGAGGCAAAAAUGCAAAAUCACCUUCCCCAAACUUUGAAGACAGGGGAUAGAGUCACCUUUGGAGUGUUUGAAAGUAAAUUCAGGGUAGAGUAUGAACCUUUGGUUGCCUGUUCUUCUUGUUUAGAUGUGUCUGGGAAAACUGCUCUAAAUCAAGCUGUGUUGCAACUUGGAGGACUCACUGUGAACAGCUGGACAAAAGAAUGUACUCACCUUGUCAUGAUGUCAGUGAAAGUCACCAUGAAAACGAUUUGUGCACUCAUUUGUGGAUGCCCCAUUGUAAAGCCAGAGUAUUUUACUGAAUUUCUCCAAGCAGUUCAGUCCAAGAAACAGCCUCCACAAAUAGAAAGGUAUAUUAUGUGUUUCUAAUUAACAACAUAUGACAGAAAAGAUGAGCGCAUUGACUUUCGGUUAAC
Molecule: messenger RNA, 701 nt
Organism: Ochotona curzoniae (black-lipped pika)
Lineage: Eukaryota; Metazoa; Chordata; Mammalia; Lagomorpha; Ochotonidae
Product: nibrin-like
Exons: 5
Coding region: 55-654 (199 amino acids)
Biological process (GO): double-strand break repair via homologous recombination; mitotic G2 DNA damage checkpoint signaling
Cellular component (GO): Mre11 complex
Molecular function (GO): protein binding; damaged DNA binding
Source: RefSeq, a predicted model, not a curated record